Messenger RNA from Uloborus diversus, 1452 nucleotides. Its product is annotated as probable glutamate receptor. Bases 1 to 1452 code for a protein of 483 amino acids. Gene Ontology annotation, molecular function: glutamate-gated receptor activity. The transcript is spliced from 9 exons. NCBI's taxonomy places the organism in Eukaryota, Metazoa, Arthropoda, Arachnida, Araneae, Uloboridae. The record is from RefSeq and is a predicted model, not a curated record. Gene Ontology annotation, cellular component: membrane.
AUGGAGUUCCAGCAGAAUGAUGUCGAUGUUAUUCCUCCGUUGAGUUUUGGAUUACGAUGGUACAACGAAGGGUCCCUCACACAUCGUCGGUUUCUCUCGUCCACUCUCUACUACGACAUCUGCACGCAGACCUCCGUCUCCGCCACUAAAGCCCUAGAACUGAACGAUUUGUUCGCUGCAUUCGUCGUUCUAAUAACUGGGAUUGUGUCUUCUGUUUGGAAUCCGUACUCCAUCCUGCGUAAAGACCAAAACAACGUAACCUACCUGGACGGCAUAGCGAGAGAUGUUUAUGAGACAAUGGAACGAUCGAUGAAUUUUAAGUACGAAUUGAAGAUGCAACCUGAUCUGGUAUUUGGCUCAGUAGGACCAAACGAAACGUGGUCGGGAAUGAUUGGAUCAAUGCUUGCUAAAGAAACGGAUAUAUCCGGACCCUAUUUCAUCACCACUCAGAGGGCAUCGGUUGUUGACUUCAGCCAGGCUUUUUUAUUCUCAGAGCAGGGCAUAGUGUCGGGUCUCGUACCCGCCUCCAAAGAUCCUUUGGUUUGGUUGUGGACAAUUUUUGCCAUAAUGAUAGCUACGUGCACAGCCUUCGCAAUUUAUGCGUUGCAUUCAAAACAGAAAACAAAGAGAGUAGCAGCAUUCUUUAAGUUCUUUUGGCUGUUUUAUGGUACAUUGCUUGGAAAAGACAUCGGAAGCACGAACGGAUGGGUUCUGCGAAAUGUGUUAACCGCCGCCAGUUUCAGAUUUCUGAUCGCAGUCUGGAUGCUAGGACCUGUCCUCGUUUUGAUGUACACUUACCAAGGGGCCAUCACGUCCACUUUUGCAUCGAACAGAAUGAAGCCCCGAAUAGACAACAUGAUGCAGCUCUUCAAGGACACAGAUGUCGAAUUAUGCACUUUGCGGAAGUCCUACCCAGCGGACUGCUUAAAGAAACUGAUUGGUACCGAAUACGAGUCGCUGUGGCACCGAGCAAAAAAAAAUCUGAAGCCACCGCCGACCGAAACCUAUCCCCCCUGGCUGGAUGAAGUGGAGGAUGGGAAAUGCGUCUUCGUGGCAGAAACGCUCUUCAUGAAGUCCAUCGUGGGACAGAGGUUCAAAGAGACCGGGAAAUGCGCUCUUCGGGUCACGCCGACGGAUUUCUGCACGGCCUACAUAGCGUUCGCAUUCAGGAGGAAUUUUGCUGCUGAGACUUUUAGAAAGUUUGACCAGAGGUUACUUUGGUACAACGAAGGUCGCUUAGAAAGGCGUGAACUAUUGGAAUCGCUUGCGGAUUACGACGUUUGCGCAAGACAAGCUCCCUCUGCAACUAGAGCACUUAAGUUCGGUGACCUGAGUGGGGCGUUUCUUGUGCUCGGUGUCGGAGCAGCAACAGCUACUAUCACAUUGUUGCUAGAAAUAAUGGUGUUCAGAUCUUUCGGAAGAAAAAAUAAAAUACAUACUAAUAAUCAAUAA